GGCGCGCUCAGUCUGGCGGCGGCAGCGGUGCUCGGACAGACAGACGUGCCCGGAGCGCAGCACUGCCCGCAGCUCAGCAGCCCGGGCCGCGCCCGCCCGCCCGCCCGCCCGCCAUGGUGUCGUGGAUCAUCUCCAGGCUGGUGGUGCUUAUAUUUGGCACCCUCUAUCCUGCAUAUUAUUCCUACAAGGCUGUGAAGUCCAAGGACAUUAAAGAAUAUGUCAAAUGGAUGAUGUACUGGAUUAUAUUUGCCCUCUUCACCACAGCAGAGACGUUCACAGACAUCUUCCUUUGCUGGUUCCCAUUCUAUUACGAACUAAAAAUAGCAUUUGUAGCCUGGCUGCUGUCUCCCUAUACAAAAGGAUCCAGCCUCCUGUACAGGAAGUUUGUUCAUCCCACACUGUCUUCAAAAGAAAAGGAAAUUGAUGACUGCCUGGUCCAAGCCAAAGAUCGAAGUUAUGACGCCCUUGUGCACUUCGGGAAGAGGGGCUUGAACGUGGCGGCCACAGCAGCUGUGAUGGCUGCUUCUAAGGGACAGGGUGCCUUGUCGGAGAGACUGCGAAGCUUCAGCAUGCAGGACCUCACCACUAUCAGGGGUGAUGGUGCCCCUGCUCCCUCAGGCCCCCCUCCUCCAGGGACUGGGCGGUCCAGCGGCAAGCAUGGUCAGCCCAAGAUGUCCAGGAGUGCUUCUGAGAGUGCUGGCAGCUCAGUGUGCACCUGCUGCUCCUCCUGCAGGACCCGGAAAGUGGUUGAGGGAGAUGUGAAUGAGGGUGGUGUGAAGUCAUGGGAGCCCCACCAGGUCCAAAGCCCACUGGCGUUUUCUGACGACGAGGAGGAGGACCUGUUGGAGUUCAUGUACAAGUAUAAGGCACCGAGGAGGACGGAGUUGCCCCUGGAGGCACCGCCUAGAAUCCUUCGGUCUCGCUUCAGGAAGAAAAGUACCUCAUCCUCGGCCACUGAAACCACGUGAGUGAGAUGAGCCAACAGCACCGGAUCCACAGAUGUCUCUCCUCUGCCUUAAAGAGCUAGUCACUAGUACCACGGCAGUCCACGGGCUGGGUGUGCUUUGCGUGUGCAGCCUCACAGACAUGGCCUUUACUUACUCCCCUCUUCUGCCUUUAAGACUCUUCUGUUCUUCCCUUCUUGUUCCUGCUGGGGAGAGGCUAAAGGAGGUGGUGGAGGGUGACCUUUCCGUCUUCUGGGGUUAGUAAUGUCCCGCAGCUGGAUUGUCAUUGUGGCCACAGUGUUUUUAGAUACAUAAGCUCUCUUACCCUGCUGCUGAGAUGGACAUUUGUAAUUUAUUUUGUUGCAUAGUUUUCGGUCCUGUAAAUGCAAACGAAGUGGUCGUUUUAAAAACCCUUUUUGUUGUUCAGGGUACUAAUACAUUGGACUAUGAUGUACAUAUUUACGGCUUUUAGCUUAAUGUAAUGAACGUGCAAGGGCUGCUAGAGGUUCUGAUAAGCGAGAGGACUGCAACAAAGUGGAAAUGUAGACAAAUAUUUUGAUUCUAGACAAUGUCUCCAACCUGCUUACAAAGCCAGUGCCAGUAGGGCAUGUCUUCUCCCGCAGGAAGAUGGCCCACGUCUUUCACGUGGCUGUGUAGUCAGCAGAGCUGAGCCGGAGCGCAGGCUCUCGGCAGCAGGAAGUUUGCUGAGUCAGGGAAGAGGAAGGAAGUACAUCUCCUCGGGUUCAAGAUCAGAAGCAUCUGAGCCCUUUGGAAGGCAUUGGAACUGCCUCAGGCAGGCAGAGGGCUCGCCCUUAGCAGAACCUUUGGGGGGGAGGGGUGGAAACUCAGCUGCUGGAAGAAUUCCAAGUAUCUCCAAUCACUUGCAAGAGUAUUACUCCUUCAGGGACCAGUGCCGUGGCCGAUUUCUCCAGGAGGAAGAGCCUACAUUUGAGCACCUUGUUUUAGAACACUAAGCAAAGAGGAAAAGCUAGAACUAGGCUUUGUUUCAGAUGUGCUCCGAAACCACGAGCCGCUCACAGAACCACAAGAAGGCAGGAUCUGGGGAGGACCGAGGCUGAGGUCCACAGGCAGCCGUGGCUUUUGCCCCCUCCUGGCUUGUGUGAAGAUGAACCGGGUGGACUGACCCUCACGCUCACUCCAUGUCGUUGUGGAUGUUUUACACAAGCCAGGACUGAAGGGAGAACUUGACAAGUAUCUGACUUAGAUAGCAUGGUGGUCUGUGGAGCUGCCCUCCCCUCUGAGAGCUGAGCCAAAUUGUAGGGCUAGUCUGUUUGUGCUUAGAGCUGGUGUUUCCUUUCCGUGUAAUGCAUGCAGUGGUCCCAACCCAGUUACUCCUAUUUGGAUUGUAUUUGUUCAUAGCUAUGCCCUGAGGACUAGAGAAGUAGUGUUGUAUACCACAUAGACCGGCAGUAACUGCCGACAGGCUCCAUUACCGAGCUACACACGCAUACGCUAGGAGACUGCCAGGCUACGUUAGCUGCACUUUGGCCGCUUCACAGGUUUCAGUUGAAGUACAUUGCUGCCAGAUACACCUAGUGAAAUUCUACCAACAUGAGUUUGUAUUUUAGAACUAACCCUAGAGAACUAACCCUAGGGAACUAACUUAGAAGCUGGUGACUGCGAGGGCCAAGAGUCUGCCUAAGGCCCACACCCAUCUGAACCCGUUAAAGACAUCUGUCCUCUUCAACAGCUCCAGACAGGUGACAUGAUGCCCUGUACAAUGUACAAACCUGUUGGUUGGGUGUAUCUGGGAUGAAGAGAAACAGGUGCAGAAAAGCCUGAGAAGCAGCUUUGCAGCCCCCCUAGCCCACUCCCCCCAAAUCAAUGGCUUUAGGAGCAGAGUUCAAGUCCUGUUGUAUUUUCACUAUUUUACUAUGGGAAGUCAGAGCAUGUCUAGGCUACCAAGCUUGUACUCAGCGAUGCCAAAACCCAGUGUGAAGCACUCCGCUCGGAUGUGCCGCAUUCUUGCUCGAGAUUUAAAAUAGAAAGGUAUCUAAAUCGUUGUCUUAUUGUAAAUGUAACUACUUCUCCUUCAAGUGUUGACUAGAGGGUCAUCUCCUCUCUUAAAGACACUCACUAUAGAGCCGAGCGCAGUGGUCGUGUUUACUUGUCAGACAAGCUGUGCACUUGUAUGUGGACUGACGUAUGAUGUGAAUGUCCCUGUCUGUGGAGUGGUGUGGUGCUGUCUAGAUGAGAAAAAUGAAUGUUUCUAGUUUGCUGACUUAGACACGGGCUGUUUACAAAGUGCUGGUUCAAAGGUCUGCGCUUGUCUCGGCUUUGAGCUGCUCGCCUUGGAGGACAUGGCCAUUUCUGAAGACGUGAGGUGAGAGCUCACGCCCAUCAACUGGAGAUUUAGUCAUAACCUCUCCUGACUGUGUGUGGUGAGCUUGCUCACUCUGCUGGCCUUCGAUGUGUACGUUCUCCGUGGUAACCUGCCCGUGUGUUUGUGUUAAGAGCGCUCAUCAGCCACAAUGUCGCGUAGCGUUCCCAGUCUUCGGCUCGCACAGUAUUUGAAGUGGCGAAGGAUGCGCUUCAUCUUCGGACAGCGAGCCCUCAGCAACUGGCGUUCCGGAUUGUGACUGUGCACACUUCCUCUAGCUUAUUUCUGAAGUCUCUCUAGAGUGAGCUGUAACUAAAUAGUACCCUGAACUGUGUUUCUAAGGGGUGUAAACUGCAGUAUUCUGAAGGCUGAAGCUCUGCUGUCGUUAUAAUGCCUGGUAAACAUCUUGAAUAAAGUCUUAACAUUUUAUUUAAAAAAAAAUUGUAAUGUUGGGCUUAUGAGAAAAGAGGAAAUACUUUUGUAAAAAAGGAUUUCUUAUUUUGGUGGUUUCUAAACAAUUAUUGACAAAGACUGCCAAGUCAUUCCUCAGUGGUCCUAAGGGGGAGUACCAGGAGGUGAGAGGAUAAAGAUAAAAGCUGGGCUUGGGAGGUGUUGCACAAGCUAUGCCUUAUCCCAGACAAGCUUCUUAAGAAGUAUAACAUCGGGCUGGAGAGAUGGCUCAGCGGUUAAGAGCAUUGCCUGCUCUUCCAAAGGUCCUGAGUUCAAUUCCUGGCAACCACAUGGUGGCUCACAACCAUCUGUAAUGAGGUCUGGUGCCCUCUUCUGGCCUGCAGGCAUACACAU
This is a messenger RNA of Alexandromys fortis (reed vole), 4089 nucleotides long. RefSeq names its product receptor accessory protein 1 (gene Reep1). Gene Ontology annotation, cellular component: endoplasmic reticulum membrane; cytoplasmic microtubule. The transcript has 9 exons. The coding region runs from base 114 to 968 and encodes 284 amino acids. The record is from RefSeq and is a predicted model, not a curated record. NCBI's taxonomy places the organism in Eukaryota, Metazoa, Chordata, Mammalia, Rodentia, Cricetidae. Gene Ontology annotation, molecular function: olfactory receptor binding; microtubule binding.